Drosophila rhopaloa is the source of this 984-nucleotide messenger RNA. RefSeq names its product glutamyl aminopeptidase-like. The transcript has 2 exons. Gene Ontology annotation, molecular function: peptide binding; zinc ion binding; metalloaminopeptidase activity. Gene Ontology annotation, biological process: proteolysis; peptide catabolic process. Gene Ontology annotation, cellular component: cytoplasm. Lineage: Eukaryota; Metazoa; Arthropoda; Insecta; Diptera; Drosophilidae. The annotation marks the transcript as partial. The record is from RefSeq and is a predicted model, not a curated record.
UUUACGAUCAAGGCGUCCCGGGAAACAUUCAGCACCGCCGAUCGUGCUCAUUUGCUGAACGAUGCCAAUACUUUGGCCGCUGCCGGACAGCUGAGUUACGCCGUGGCACUGGAUCUGAGCACUUACUUGGGGACCGAGCAGGACUACGUGCCCUGGAGCGUGGGCACAGCCUCCCUUUCAACUCUAAGGAAUCGCGUCUACUACACGGAUCUGUACAGCAACUUCACAACUUACGCCCGCAAGCUGCUUACGCCCAUUGUGGAGAGCGUCACCUUUACUGUCGGCACCGAUCAUCUGGAAAAUCGCCUCCGCAUCAAGGUGCUGAGCUCCGCUUGCAGUUUGGGACACGAGAGCUCCUUGCAGCAAGCUGUCACGCUAUUCAACCAGUGGCUGGCCAGUCCGGAAACCCGACCCAGUCCGGAUAUACGGGACGUGGUCUACUAUUAUGGUCUGCAGCAGGUGAACACGGAGGCUGCCUGGGAUCAGGUGUGGAAGCUGUACCUGGACGAGACCGAUGCCCAGGAGAAGCUAAAGCUAAUGAACUGUCUGGCCGCCGUGCAGGUGCCGUGGCUACUGCAGCGGUACAUCAACUGGGCUGGGACGAGCAAUGUGCGCCGUCAGGACUACUUUACGCUGUUGGGUUACAUCUCCAUCAAUCCGGUGGGUCAGAGCUUGGUGUGGGACUAUGUGCGCCAGAACUGGGAGCAGCUGGUGGAGCGGUUCGGCAUCAAUGAGCGUACCUUGGGUCGACUGAUCCCCACGAUCACUGCUCGAUUCUCCACGCAGACGAAGCUGGAGGAGAUGCAGCAGUUCUUCACCAAGUAUCCCGAGGCGGAAGCCGGAACUGCAGCUCGCCAACAGGCACUGGAAACGGUGAAGGCCAACAUCAAAUGGCUAACGGUCAACAAGGCCCAGGUGGGCGAAUGGUUGGCCAGCUACGUCCAACAGUCCACCGUCACCAAUCGCAGUCAAUGAAUCGCCAAA